GUGUGUACCAAUCUGUGGUUUCAAGGUUUAGGUGUUUGCGUAGGUAGGAAGUGAUUCAUUGACCCACCCAGAAAGGAAUAGUGUGAAACAUUUUUGUUAAUGAAUAAAUAUUUCGGGCUGAAUAUUGUGUGAUUGUUGUUGACUUGAAUACAUCGUAUGGAGGACGUGUUUUAAUACACCAUUCAGAUUUUUAAUAGGAGAAGAAGAAGAAGUUUAGGAAGUGUCAGUUAUGGCUGAUCAUUUUGGCCCCAUUGCCCUGAAAUGGGAUCCCAAGAACUUGGAGAUUCGGACUAUGUCAGUGGAGAAGACACUGGAGCCAUUGGUAUUACAGGUGACAACAUUAGUAAACACCAAAGGUCCAUCAAAAAAGAAGAAAGGCAGAUCAAAACGAGCACAUGUUCUUGUGGCUGCUGUAGAGAAGGCAACAGAAAAUUUUAUUGAAAAGGGUGAAAUGAUUGCAUAUGAAAAUCCAGACAUCAAACAUGAAAUGCUGUCAGCAGUGGAAGAAGUUCGCAAGACAGGAGAGGCCAUGAGCAUGGCAGCGAGAGAAUUUGCAGAUGAUCCAUGUUCCUCAUUGAAAAGGGGUAACAUGGUACGAGCAGCUCGUAAUCUUCUCUCAGCAGUUACUCGGCUUCUCAUUUUAGCAGACAUGGUAGAUGUUCACCUACUACUCAAGUCAUUAAGAGUGGUUGAAGAUGACCUUGAGAAAUUGAAGAAUGCUUCCAGUCAAUCAGAGCUGCUUGAUAACAUAAAAGCAUUUGGCCGAAAUGCCUCUGAGCUGAUGAAUCAAGCUGCAAAGAGACAGCAAGAGCUGAAGGACCCGCAGCUCAGAGAUGACCUGGCUGCUGCACGUGCUGUGCUCAAGAAACACUCCACGAUGCUGCUCACUGCUUCAAAGGUGUAUGUGCGCCAUCCAGAACUUGCUGCUGCUAAAGCCAACAGAGACUAUGUCUUCAAACAAGUGUGUGAGGCUGUGAAUACUAUCUCAGAUGUUGCUCAAGGAAAGGGACCAGCUGUUCCGCAGCACCCAUAUGAUGGCCCAGGUGAACUGGCUGCAGCUUUGGAUGACUUUGAUGAACACAUUGUUAUGGACCCACUGGCAUAUAAUGAGGUCCGUACCAGACCUUCAUUGGAAGAACGUCUGGAGAGUAUCAUCAGUGGAGCAGCUCUGAUGGCUGACUCAUCCUGUACACGUGAUGAGAGGCGGGAGAGGAUUGUUGCAGAAUGUAAUGCUGUCCGUCAGGCUCUGCAAGAUCUACUGUCAGAGUACAUGUCCAAUAUGGGAACCAAGGAACAGAGUGAAGGCUUAGAGCGAGCUCUGGAUCACAUGUGCCGCAAGACGCGUGACCUUCGUCGUCAGCUGAGAAAAGCUGUUGUUGAUCAUGUGUCUGAUAGUUUCCUUGAAACAAACGUUCCUCUUUUGGUGCUGAUUGAAGCUGCUAAAGCUGGUAAUGAGAAGGAAGUGGAGGAAUAUGCACUGGUGUUUACUGAACAUGCCAACAAGCUAGUGGAGGUUGCAAAUCUGGCAUGCAGCAUGUCGGGCAAUGAGGAUGGAGUGAAAAUGGUGAGAUAUGCAGCUGCCCAGAUUGAGAACCUGUGUCCGCAAGUAAUAAAUGCUGCGCGCAUCCUUGCUGCAAGGCCACGCUCUAAGGUGGCCCAGGAGAAUAUGGAUGUCUUCCGUGAUGCUUGGGAGAACCAAGUCCGUAUCCUCACUGAGGCUGUGGAUGACAUCACUACCAUUGAUGACUUCUUGGCUGUUUCAGAGAAUCACAUUUUGGAAGAUGUGAACAAAUGUGUGCUGGCCCUACAAGAGGGAGAUGCUGAUACACUAGAUCGCACUGCAGGAGCAAUUCGUGGCCGAUCAUCUCGAGUGUGUAAUGUUGUUGGAGCAGAAAUGGACAACUAUGAGCCUGGAAUUUACACAGAACGAGUUCUUGAAGCAGUCAAAGUGUUACGGGACCAAGUCAUGCCCAACUUUGCUCAGCGGGUAGAGGUGGCAGUGGACGCACUGUCUUCCAAUCCACCGAAAGAUGUGGAUGAGAAUGAGUUCAUAGAUGCAUCCAGGCUUGUGUAUGAUGGGGUGAGAGAAAUCCGACGUGCUGUACUCAUGAACAGGACGGAUGAGGAGCUGGAUCCAGAGGACGUUGAACUUGAUGAACAUUACACCAUAGAGACACGAAGCAAAUCAAGUGCACACACUGGUGAGCAUGGUGUGGAUGAGUAUCCUGAUAUCAGUGGAAUUACCACUGCUAGGGAGGCAAUGCGUAAGAUGACAGAAGAAGAUAAGCAGAAAAUAGCACAGCAAGUGGAAUACUUCCGUAGUGAGAAACUAAAAUUUGAUCGUGAGGUGGCCAAGUGGGAUGACACUGGCAAUGAUAUCAUUGUUCUUGCCAAGCACAUGUGUAUGAUCAUGAUGGAGAUGACUGACUUCACUCGGGGUCGUGGUCCUUUGAAAACAACAAUGGAUGUGAUUAAUGCAGCAAAGAAGAUAUCAGAAGCAGGCACAAAACUGGAUAAGCUGACACGGCAGAUUGCAGACCAGUGUCCAGAGUCCUCUACCAAGAAGGACUUGCUGGCCUAUCUUCAGAGAAUUGCCCUCUACUGCCAUCAGAUGAACAUAACUUCCAAAGUAAAAGCUGAUGUACAGAAUAUUAGUGGAGAGCUCAUUGUUUCUGGGUUGGAUAGUGCAACAUCACUUAUUCAGGCAGCAAAGAACUUAAUGAAUGCUGUCGUUCUAACCGUGAAGUCUUCAUAUGUUGCAUCUACAAAAUAUCCACGCCAGGGCACCAUCUCAUCACCAAUUGUAGUGUGGAAGAUGAAGGCCCCAGAAAAGAAGCCACUUGUGAGACCUGAGAAACCAGAAGAGGUGCGUGCCAAGGUGCGCAAGGGGUCACAGAAGAAGGUUCAGAAUCCUAUUAAAGCGCUCAGUGAAUUCCAGAGUCCCACUGAGUCAAUCUAAGUGGUAAUGCAGUCUCUUUAUUGAUCAGGUGUCCACUGAUGUUUUGGAGGAAUGUGUUGCCCCCAUCUUCAGGAAUGAAGAGUAAGCCAAGCAAGAAACAAGCAGCAAGGAGAGUCUUUUUCUGUGGACGUCUGCUGAACUACAGGGUGAUGCAACACAGAUCAUAUUCUAUAAUUGCCCUUAUGAGAACUUCAGAUCCAACUUUACAUGAAGAGUUUAACAAACAUAUAGCUGUUUGUUAGCAGUUAUUUGUGGAUGAGACCUCUGCAGUUGAUCAGAGAAUGUGUUUUGCUAGAUGUAUCAAAAAGAGAGUGAUAUUUUUCAUUUUCAGUACAUCAUGCACCCAAUUUUUUGUUCACACAGAAAUAUGCAUGAAUUAAGCAUUGAAAUAUAGUAAAUCAUUUCUGUCAAAAGCGUUUGCUUGUUAUGAGGAGAAUAAAUUAUGUCAUGUUUAUUUAACAGUACUCUUGUGCUUCUUCCUUUCGCACAUUAUUUGAUCUUUUAUAACAGGCGUUAUCUGAUUUAGUUGUUCAGCAAUACAUGAACAAUGUGGCCAGAUGUUUUAUGAUGUUACCAGUUAACUUCUUCCUUGAACCUAAAAGUGUGGUAGAUCUGGUCUGAAGUAGCACACAUCAGGCCUACUACUCUUUUAGUAACUUUUAACUGUCAUGUAUAAAACCCUAUCAUUCUCAUUUCUUUGUACUGAAUGUAAUUGUUGGGGUCCAAUUCAUUUUAACCAGUAUGGGUAUAUAACUAUUUGAGUGUUGAUACUUUUAUAAACGUUUCCAAAUAUUAGAGUAACUUUGUGCAGUAUUAGAAGUGUAGGAUGUUCAGAAAAUGAUGUCCAGAUUUAUUGAAGGAUAUGUCUGUGAUAUUUAAUUAUGAAUCAUUGAUGACAUAAGUGAUGGAAGUUACUGAUAGGUCCCUCCAGACUCAGAUUGAUAAGGGUAGCUACUGCUUAAUUGUUAUUUUUACUUCAUUCUUAAAUUUUAUACUUAUGUUGUACCCCAAACAUGAUGUAAUCAUUUAGAGAAUAUUUUAUUUAUAAUAAUAUGGCUUCUGUUGCAAAGAUAUGGCAUUAAUAUAAUUAAUUUAAUAAAAGACAUUGAUGAACUGAAAAAUCUCAGUCAGUUACCUCUUUUUAUAAAAGAUGUACAUCAAACCAUAUCCUCUAGAGCAGGGUUCCUAAACUUUCUGGUAUGGCAACCCACAUUUAAUGGUUAUUGAUAUGCAUUAUGAAUUUAUUGUCACCUGAAUUCUGGAGCUUUGUCAGUCAUUAUCUCAUGUACUUAACUGCAAGUUUACAUGUUUUUAACAGUUACUAGAGACAUCCGGACAAAAAUUUAAUCAACUCUCCUAUUGAUGUGGAAUUUGUUGAAAUAUUUAUGGUAUUUACAUAAUUAGUAACGGUUUUGCUUAUGUGAUGGAAAAACUGAAACCUCCUGACUGCAGGAUAUACUGCUUGAUUGGUUACAGAAAUUUAUUUUUGAAUCAUAUGGUAACACAAGAAAUAAUAAGUAUAAUGAACUAAGGGUGUUUUCAUUUGACUAAGUAUGAAAUCCAUGGCCAGUAUCAGCAGAAUGGCUGAGCUUGCAUUUUGCAGAGUAGGUGAAUGCAGGAUUACAUGAUUAUCAGUCUUGGUCUCAGAUCAUUGUUGAUGCUUAGACUUCUUUGUUUCAUCUUCAUAGUAGUCAUUCCUGAAAAACCUGUCUCACAAAGCUGUGCAGCAGUAUAUGACAGCAUCACAGAUACAGGUGUAUUGGUAAGCUCUAGAUACUCAGUUUUAACAUGAAAUUAAACUUCAGUAAUGUUAUUUUCAGUCUGUUGACCCUGAUAAUUUGCAAACAUAUAUUAUUCAAAAGAAAUCCAUGUACUUCUUGUUAUAACUCAGUCACUGCAGCACACGAGUAAUUGGCAGUCCCAGUUGAUUCAUUCACAUCAGCAGAUAUCACAGAAAUCUGAUAAUUAACGCAAUUAUUCAAAAGGGGACUGCCACCAUCUUACCUACUAUACUAUCUCAUAAGAAUGCUUUCACCAUGUGUACAUUGGAUAGGAAAAUAAGCUCUUCAUCUUUAACAUCGUAUUACAUAGGACGUGUGUAUCUGGAGGAUGAGCAGGUCAUUUGUCUCUGAAUAGCAGUAUGUUCCUUUUUGCAGCACUCACCUUGGCAUCCAGUGACGCUAGAGAGUUCUUGAGAAGUUCUGAUGUUAUCCCUGAAUUUGAAUUAUUGAUGUACUUACAGGGCAGGGUCCUCACAUUCUUGAAACACCUUGGUUUUUUCUAACUGCCCACCACUAGUGCUUGAAACAUCUCACUCCAGUCUGAAUUUGAACAUAGAAGAGCUGCUGUCCUCUCCUUACUCUUCUUUUCCAGUGUCAAGCUUCUCCUCUAACCGAAAUUAUCUUCUGGCGAUAAAUGGAUCUUUGAGCAGUCUACCAUGUUUUUCACAGAAUUACUGGGGUUUUGGACAUUUUCCAUCGUCCGAAAUUCUGUGUAAUAGAGGAUACAGUGUUUCAGAAACUGGAUCUGUUUCCUUCUUCAGGUGAGAAAGGAAGAAACCUACUCAAUUGGGCCCUUUAGGAAGAGCUAAUAUUUCCCCCCCACCACAAUGCUGAAACUGCUUUCAGUAGGCCAGACUGGGUGUACAUAUCUGUCUGUAUCCCAUUUCAUGUAUGUUUCUAGUGCUUCACAGGUUUUAUCAGUUCCUCCUAUACAUAUAUAGUCGGGCCUUGAUUAUAGAGUUUUCGCCUUUUCUGUUUUGUGACUUUCAGGGAAUGUAUCCUUCAGUGAAUAUGAAACAUCUCUUUUUUUCUGUCCUCUCAGUCCUUUGAACCCAGUUCUUAACAGCUACUACUGGAAUAUGAUGGCAAAACUGCUAGAUGUAAAGUCAAGUUUUAACAAUGUUGUACAUUAAUGGUCUUUCAUUGGAACAUGAGUGCUUCUCUGAUAUGGACUUUUUACAGCUAGUCCAUAAAAUUGUAGGGAGAGUAAUUAAGAGGUCUGUCUUCUGGUUUGAAUCACUGUGUAGUCCACUGAAACUCAGCCGAUAUCUCCAUGAUAACAUUGGCUGACUUCAACAGACUACACAGCAUUAUAUCCCAGAAGACAGAACUCUUCAAAGGUACUGCUGUGAGAACCUCACAUCCUGUGUAAUGAAAAGAGUCCAUCAGACAGAACUUAUUCAGAAGCAGAUGAGUGAGAGUAGUGUUCUAGAAAAGUUCAUGCUGCUAGAUUUCAUAUGCAAAAUGACAAUGAUGUGGGAUGUGGUGAAGUAGACUGUAUGAUUGCUAGUUAUGAGGCCAGACAAUUGAAAUAGACAAAAGCAAUAAUGAAGAAACAGUGUUCAUUCCAUAAGAUCAGAGAAACGUUCAUGUGCUAAUAAAUGGACUAAAGGAUUAUACAGUUAUUUGGAACAAGAGGACACAUUCUUUUUGAACAAAACUGGUAUUAAUGUAGUCUCAGAACCACAACAAGAAUGAACUUGUAUAAUAUUUUUCAGGUUAUCAGCUCCAGUUCCCUCUUCCAUUGCCAUAUAUAAUUGAGAGUCUGCUGUAAUGGAUGUACAAGUAGUUUAAGUGAAUUUCUACAUUGGAGGAAUGCACAUGUUUUGGAGUUGCUGCACACAAGUUAGCUGCCAUUAUAUUUUCAGGUCUCUGUUGUUAACUACACGUAUUCGAGGAAAUACUGGAAUAUCAUUUCUGCUUUUGCUUUCUGCAUGCCUUUUAACUGGAUUUUGUUCACAGUACUCCCAGUGCUUGCUAAAAAAUGUAGAAAUAAAUCACAUAAACACAUGUAAGAUUUGAGGCUUUCACGGCGGUGACUAUCGGUGACUAUG
This is a messenger RNA of Cryptotermes secundus, 6794 nucleotides long. RefSeq names its product catenin alpha (gene alpha-Cat). Lineage: Eukaryota; Metazoa; Arthropoda; Insecta; Blattodea; Kalotermitidae. Gene Ontology annotation, cellular component: actin cytoskeleton; adherens junction; catenin complex. Gene Ontology annotation, molecular function: actin filament binding; structural molecule activity; beta-catenin binding. Bases 230 to 2959 code for a protein of 909 amino acids. The transcript has 19 exons. Gene Ontology annotation, biological process: cell migration; cell-cell adhesion. The record is from RefSeq and is a predicted model, not a curated record.